CCUCGGCGGGGGCGGGGGCGGGGCUUGGCAGAGGCUUCUGCUUUCUCUGAGGACCGCGGGCAGUGGGUGAGCCUGUCUCUGCACAGCCGGACGCUGACCGGGUAGCGAUCGCGCGACCCCAGGCUUGCUGCGCCGAACAGAAAGCCAAACCAGCAGGGAUCUCCUAGGACUAGUAUUCGGAGGAACUACUCCUAAAACACUGCUCUGGUCCUGCCAUUCAACAGGCCUGGCCCCAGUAGAGUGGCUGACUCAGACACUGACUGCCAAACAUCUAACAGCUGAAACCACUCAGGACCAUACCUCCCAGCUGUGUGGCUUUGAUCAGUCAUCUAACCUCUUGGGGCUUCAAGGGAGCUCCAGGGCCGCAGGAUGGGGUCAGCCUGUGUCAAAGUCAUCAAAUACUUCCUCUUCCUCUUCAACUUGCUCUUCUUUAUCCUGGGCGGAGUAAUCCUGGGCUUCGGGGUGUGGAUCCUGGCCGACAGGAGCAGUUUCAUCUCUGUCCUGCAGGCUUCCUCCCCGUCGCUCAACGUGGGCGCCUACAUCUUCAUCGGCGUGGGGGCCGUCACCAUGAUCAUGGGCUUCCUGGGCUGCGUGGGCGCGGUGAACGAGGUCCGCUGCCUGCUGGGGCUGUACUUCGCCUUCCUCCUCCUGAUCCUCAUCGCCCAGGUGGCUGCCGGCGUCCUCUUCUAUUUCAACAUGGACAAGGUGAAGCAGGAGAUGGGCAGCAUCGUGACCAAGCUCAUCCGGGACUACAAGGACGGGCAGGAGGACAGCCUGCAGCAGGGCUGGGACUACGUGCAGGCACAGGGCAAGUGCUGCGGCUGGGUCAACUUUUACAACUGGACCGAAAACGCUGACCUCAUGAACCGCACCACCGUCACCUACCCCUGCUCCUGCGAGAAGAAGGGGGAGGACGACAGCCCACUCGUGAAGAAGGGCUUCUGCGAGGCUUCCGACGUCAACGGGACCCUGAGUGGCAACGGGACCCAGGGCGACAACAACCCGGAGCAGUGGCCCGUGUACCAGAAGGGCUGCAUGAAGACGGUGCAGUCGUGGCUGCAGGAAAACCUGGGCACCAUCUUAGGCGUGUGUGUGGGCGUCGCUGUCAUUGAGCUCCUGGGCAUGCUCCUGUCCAUCUGCCUGUGCCGGAACGUGCACUCCGAGGACUACAGCAAGGUCCCCAAGUACUGAGGCAGCUGCUGCCCCCGCCUCCCCGCCCAGCCCCCAACCUCAGGGCUCCCAGGGCGUCCCUGGCUCCUUCCUCCUGGCCCGCUGCCCUCCUCACUGCUCAGGCACCUGUGCGCCGCCCUGUGCUGCCGGGAGUGAGGGGCUGUCCGGGGCCCGGACCCCUCCCUGCCUCUCUGCCUCCAGCCUGGAGCCCGGCUGCUCUGUGGCUCCUCUGCUCGCUGCCCGCCAGGGUUCUCUGAGCAACUCAACGAAAACCCUCCCUGCGGCGUUUCUGCGCAGGUGGCUGGGUUUCUACCUGCCUCGGGGGAUGUGUGUAUAUAUAUAUAUAUAUAUUGUAAGGGGGAACAUGUAUUAAAAACGGGGGGAGGGGUAGAUAAGGCACCUUGGGCUGUCAGGGGACUACCCACCGCGUGGGUCAACUGUCUUUCCACUAUAAGGCUUACACCUUGGCUCUCCGAUUUUCAUUAAAGGCUGCGGGAAAGGGUAGGCUUUGCUCAACGACGUGAGGGAAGGCACCCCUCCCCAGGCCCGACCCCGCCCCAGCCAGGCAACUCCGAUCUGCCGGGCCACCUCGUGGGGGCAAGGCCGAGAUGGGCCAGGCUGAAGGGGGCUUGGCCUGGCCCUGGGCUGCUUAGGGAACCCAAGGGGUGCGUCCCCGAAGUGUGUGUGGCACAGAGCCGGCCCCUUGUUCGCCGGGACCUGAGCCGUCCGGGAGCGGGUGGGUGAGGCUGUGCUUUGCAGGGUGAGGAGGGCUCCGUGCGCCACUCUGUAAAGCACGCUGCAUAUCUGAAGACUGACCAUUAAAGAGGAUUUGUAAGAA
This is a messenger RNA of Pipistrellus kuhlii (Kuhl's pipistrelle), 2008 nucleotides long. It is a transcript of the gene CD82, whose product is annotated as CD82 molecule. Gene Ontology annotation, cellular component: membrane. The coding region runs from base 370 to 1191 and encodes 273 amino acids. Lineage: Eukaryota; Metazoa; Chordata; Mammalia; Chiroptera; Vespertilionidae. The transcript has 11 exons. The record is from RefSeq and is a predicted model, not a curated record.